GGGAGGGAGGGCUUCACUGAGGAUGUGUAUGUUAACCCUUUCCCGGGUGGGGGGGUGUGUGGGGGGUGUUACAGGUCGGCCUGUGGUUGGGGAAUGGAGGUCUCAGACGGUUACCAGACGCCUGGGGAGCGGCAGCAGCAGCAAUGGAUGGACCAAGCCUUCAGCAUGGCUGAAGAGGCUCUGGAGAAGGGGGAGGUGCCGGUGGGCUGUCUGAUGGUUCACAACAACGAGAUCCUGGGCCGAGGGAGGAACCAAGUAAAUGAGACCAAAAACGCCACCCGACACGCGGAGCUGGUCGCGGUGGACGAGGUGUUGGAGUGGUGCGCUCGCAACAACCGCCAGCGGAGCCCAGUGCUGGCGAGCACUGCCCUGUACGUCACCGUGGAGCCGUGUGUCAUGUGUGCUGCCGCCCUGAGACUCCUGAAUAUUCCUCUGGUUGUUUACGGCUGUCGGAAUGAACGGUUCGGAGGAUGUGGGUCAGUCCUUAACAUCCCCACGGAAAAUUUAGAGGACACUGGGACACCUUUCCAGUGUGUCGGUGGCUACAGAGCUGAGGAGGCCGUGGAGCUGCUCAAGACCUUUUACAAAGCCGAGAAUCCCAACGCUCCGAAAUCAAAAGUGCGGAAGAAGGAAUAAAAAUCCCUGAUGUCACGGUUUUUCUGCCUUCGAGCUGAAGAAAAGGGAGUGAGAGGGGUGACCAGCCUGGCAUUCCUGAGCGGACAGGAGGGGAGAGGAGAGGACAGCCAGUGGAGACGUUCAGCAUGUCUACCGGAUGCCCCAGAGGAUUAAUAUGGUAACAGCGAUGGUUUGACUCAUUCACCUGUGCUCUCGUCUCUGAGUCAGAAG
Callorhinchus milii (elephant shark) is the source of this 846-nucleotide messenger RNA. It is a transcript of the gene adat2, whose product is annotated as adenosine deaminase tRNA specific 2. The transcript has 6 exons. Gene Ontology annotation, biological process: tRNA wobble adenosine to inosine editing. Bases 94 to 636 code for a protein of 180 amino acids. Gene Ontology annotation, molecular function: tRNA-specific adenosine-34 deaminase activity; zinc ion binding. The record is from RefSeq and is a predicted model, not a curated record. NCBI's taxonomy places the organism in Eukaryota, Metazoa, Chordata, Chondrichthyes, Chimaeriformes, Callorhinchidae. Gene Ontology annotation, cellular component: nucleus; cytoplasm.